AUGGAUUAUGAGGCAGCUCUUGGCUAUAUUCUCUUUAGCUUAGAUCAAUAAUUUAAAAAUAAUAUUGUUAUUAAUAAAAUAGGAAUUAAUUUGUUAUGCUGCUACUGGAAAAUUAACCAACUCAAACUUCUUUCUCUUGUAUAGAUUUAAAAAGUCAUAGAAAUCAAUUAGUUUAAGUAUGACUUAGCUCUUUUUAUUGGUCAAAAUUAUAAAUAAUCUAAAUUAAAAUAAAUGUAUUAAAAUUGA
Tetrahymena thermophila SB210 is the source of this 246-nucleotide messenger RNA. RefSeq lists its product as hypothetical. Lineage: Eukaryota; Ciliophora; Oligohymenophorea; Hymenostomatida; Tetrahymenidae. The record is from RefSeq and is a predicted model, not a curated record. The transcript is spliced from 3 exons.